This is a messenger RNA of Podospora pseudocomata, 2802 nucleotides long. RefSeq lists its product as uncharacterized. Gene Ontology annotation, molecular function: nucleotide binding; oxidoreductase activity. Gene Ontology annotation, cellular component: cytoplasm. Gene Ontology annotation, biological process: NADPH regeneration. The transcript is spliced from 3 exons. The coding region runs from base 762 to 2012 and encodes 416 amino acids. Lineage: Eukaryota; Fungi; Ascomycota; Sordariomycetes; Sordariales; Podosporaceae. The record is from RefSeq and is a predicted model, not a curated record.
GAGCCGGUGAGGAGGGGCGAGCUGGAGGGUGUGAUGCUGAUAUUUAGCCUGAGGAAAACAGGAUCUCUUCAAUCCACAGCGAUGGGUGACCUGCAUGAUGAACCGAGUGAAGGUCCAGGUCGCUGUUUUGGUCUCUGUUGUCGUUGCUGGAGCUCUCUCUCGGUGGUGGUUGCUUCCAUCCGAGCUUCUAGCAGAUGCGGGGCAGUGUGGGGGUGGAUCUCAUGGUGGGGCUUCGGGUUAUUUAAUGUGUUUCUCCACGAUAUCUUAUCGAUGAGAAGGAACAACCACCUCAUGAACACCACCAGGUCGUUCUUUCCGGCCUGGAUUAUUUUUAAGUGGCGGAAUCUUCGUUUUAGGAACCUGCAACACACCAAUGGACCAAAACCGGGGAAGAAUUGACACCUAUCAUACGCCAUCACAUGCGGACAACACAUGCGAUGUAUGUUGCAAUGAAUUGGCCGGGUGAAUGCUCUUCUCCAAAUCGACUCCAACUCGCAGUCUGUCGGCCCCUCUUCCAGAAUUCUUCCGGAUCGACUCGAACCACAACUUGAGAGGAAUCGUUGUACGCCUUCAACAUGUAUCUCAUAUGCAAGGAACCGCCUGGCACGACACCAAGGCCGGAAAACGUGAUUGAUGCUCUGCCACUCAUCGGACCCAUAUGUACUUAGACUUCCAACAUCUCCAAUCAAUCUCAUUUCAUUCAAUUUUGGCCUUUCUUUCCUGCCUAACAUUGACCCCUGGCCUUGGCUUUGACAGACAGAAUGGAGCCACUCAAUGUGUUGAUGGUUGGUACCGGCGAGUACACCACAGGUUUCGUAGGGACCGGUGGCUCAGCAUCGGACAAGAAGGUAGGCGUAGUCGGUCUCUCCAUGUUUGACCUCAGACGAAGGGGCAAGGUCGGCAAACUUGGGAUGGUGGGUGUGAAUGGGACGAAAUACCCAGCAAUCAGGGAACACCUCCAUAAAAACAUCACCCUAGCCUACAACAACCUUGACACCUCAUUCGAGUCCUUCCCCUCCGACGACACAAAAGAUCCCGACGCCUACAAGACCGCCAUCGACGCCCUCAAACCCGGCGAUGCCAUCACAAUCUUCACCCCAGACACCACCCACUACCCCAUUGCUCUCUAUGCCAUCGAGCGAGGAAUCCACGUCAUGAUCACCAAACCUGCAGUCAAACUCCUCGAACACCAUAUCGCCCUCCUCGCCGCCGCCGAAAAACACGGCGUCUACGUCUAUGUCGAACACCACAAACGCUACGACCCCGCCUAUGCCGACGCAAAGUUCAGAGCCAAAAAGCUCGGUGACUUCAAUUAUUUUUACAGUUACAUGUCCCAGCCCAAAUUCCAACUCGAGACGUUCAAGGCCUGGGCAGGGAUUGACUCGGAUAUCUCCUACUACUUGAACAGUCACCAUGUGGAUAUCUGUGAUUCCAUGGUGUCCCAACUUGGCUACGUUCCUGUCAAGGUCUCCGCCUCAGCAUCAAAAGGAGUAGCCACCAGUCUCGGCUGUCACGAAUCAACCGAGGACACCAUCUCCCUACUCGUGCACUGGGAGAAGAAGGACGACCCUUCGAAGCAUGCCACGGGUGUAUACACCGCUUCCUGGACAGCGCCCCAAAAAGCAGGAGUUCACUCCAACCAGUACUUCCACUACCUGGCUCGAGAUGGCGAAAUCACCAUCAACCAAGCCAAACGCGGGUAUGACGUUGCAGAGGAUGCAGCGGGUCAGUUAAUUUGGUAUAACCCUUUUUACAUGAGGUACGCGCCUGAUGAGGAUGGGAACUUCAACGGGCAGAGUGGGUAUGGGUAUGUGUCUAUGGAGAAGUUCGUUGAUGGCUGCCGGUCCGUUAAUGCGGGAGAGUUGAAGCCGGCGGAUUUGGACAAGAAGGGGCUUCCGACGCUGAGGAACACAAUUGCUACGACAGCGAUUUUGGAGGCGGGCAGGAGGAGUAUCGAUGAGGGGAGGGAGGUGAGGAUUGAGCAGAGGGAUGGGAACUGGAGCCUUCUUUGAUCGGUUGUGUAUUAUUUCGCGCAAUGGCGCUAUGUUGGUUAUCCUCCUGAACGUCACGCCUUCCAACCCAAACAAAGGAAACAGAAAGAUCAUCAGGCCCAGUAACUGCCAGCUACGAAUCGGGGCCUGCUAAGCCUGAGACUGAGCGGGAACAUUGCGAACCCAAAAAUUUGAUGCCCUAAACUUCGCCUGAGCUAGAUUUUCCGACUGCAGAUAUUCCCUCACGGAACUGUGCACCAGCCUGACCUGGUUGUGCUCGAUAACCACGAGCCCUGGGCAGCAGAGAAGGAUAUCCUCUGCGCCAAGCCCCAUCCUCAAGGUGCCAUCAACUUCCGCAACAGUCAGCGGUCGCUCAGCAGAGCAGAGCAAUGUCAAGAUGCUCCUUGCAUCUUCGAGAAAGCCUUGUUCGACAUAUAGAAGCAUACGCUCAUAGGUUUCACACAAGGGGUAUGGCACAGAGGAAAACAAGCUCUUGACUGGUGCUUCUACCACCGGGCAGGAUUCUAGGGCUGUGAGCAUACACUCGACCCAUCGGAAUCUAGGAAAAUGUGGUAGUAUCUUGGGAACUCAUGAAUGGGUGCUUGGAAGGAUAUAAGACUUACGAUCCCUCCGCUCUCGAAAUAAGAGCACCCUGAAUGAGGGGAUGAAAUUGUCUCACCCUUUGAAGAUUCCGGUUGUUCCGCAGGGUUCCAGUGACAAACGUCUCAAUGUCCAAGUCGACAUUGUUGAUCUUGACCUCCUCGUGAGUGGCCAGGCGAAGAUAGUCUCGGAUAUCUGGCUCAUCGCGGUU